Molecule: messenger RNA, 5051 nt
Organism: Phymastichus coffea
Lineage: Eukaryota; Metazoa; Arthropoda; Insecta; Hymenoptera; Eulophidae
Product: GTP-binding protein Di-Ras2
Exons: 4
Coding region: 535-1125 (196 amino acids)
Biological process (GO): signal transduction
Cellular component (GO): plasma membrane
Molecular function (GO): GTPase activity; GDP binding; GTP binding
Source: RefSeq, a predicted model, not a curated record
CCUCUCUUACUCUCCCUAUUGAUUUUCCGGGUGGCAAGUUUGCUCCCCUGCGCACGCAGAUAGGAAAGCAGCAGCAGCACGCACCUGGCUUUGGUGCUUGGCGCCACUCGCACCUCUGUGUUAGUUGAUGCUGUACUCGCUUGCGCAGCAUCAGUUGGCAGCCGAGUGAGCUCGACGAUGUGAGCAUCGUCUCCCUCUAUACUUGAGAGAGAGAGAGAGAGAGAGAGAGCACAAGGCAGGUUACUGACAAGCAGAGACACACACACACACAUAUACAGCGGGUUGUCUUGCAUAGCGAGAGAAAGAGAGAGCCACAAACCAAAGAGAGUGCCAACUCGAGGCGGAGAUCCACGUGCAAGUGGAACAGUACAGCGAGUCUUAAAAAAAAAGAAGAAGCGAGGCAGUGCGUGUUGUGCGUGGAUGGUGGUGGUGGUGGGUGGGUUUGUUUGGUUUUACACCAGUUAUUUUUUCUACGGCUGUGAAGGGAAGGCCUCGUAAGGGGCCGGCGAAAUCGGCGCGACGGCAGAUGUCAGGAUGCCGGAACAGAGCAAUGACUAUCGGGUCGUGGUGUUCGGCGCUGGUGGCGUCGGCAAAAGUUCACUUGUAUUACGAUUCGUGAAGGGCACCUUUCGUGAAUCCUAUGUACCCACCAUCGAGGAUACCUAUCGGCAGGUGAUAAGCUGCAACAAAAACAUAUGCACGCUUCAAAUAACGGACACAACGGGGUCCCACCAGUUUCCCGCAAUGCAACGGCUCUCGAUAAGCAAAGGCCAUGCCUUCAUCCUUGUCUACUCGGUGUCCUCGAGACAGAGCUUUGAGGAGUUAAGGCCCAUCUGGACUGUCAUACAUGAGAUCAAAGGACAAGAUACCUCGCAAAUACCUAUUAUGCUGGUGGGCAACAAGUCAGACGAAUCGCCAGCUAGAAGGGAGGUGACGGAGAGCGAAGGUCAAGCGGAAGCGGAGCGUUGGGGCUGUGGAUUUUUGGAGACGUCAGCCAAGACCAAUCACAACGUGAACGCGCUGUUUCGCGACCUGCUCACACUCGAGAAGAAUCGAUCGGUCUCGCUACAACCGGUGCAGAGCAAUAACACAAACAGCCUUAAGGAGAAGUGCGUGCUCAUGUGAACGCUGCGAUGACGACGAUGAUACCUCAAGCGCUGCAUCGACUCUGUCUCUCUCGCUGCCUUUUCAUUCAACGUUGCUUGAAAGCUUAGCUUCUCGGUUUCCCUCGAAAAGCUUCUCAAUAUCCGAAACCUAGCAACUCGAGCCAUUGCACGAGAAGAAGAGUGCCUUUGACGACAUGCCAAAAGCUAUCUCUAUCAGGACUGCCGAGAUUUUAUGCCCCCGAGCAUCCGAGAAUAUCGUCCCCACUUCACGUAAUUGAAUCGUCGCCUCCGCGUCACGUGCGCCGUCGCUUGUCAACGAGGUACAUAGAUUUCUUUCUCUCUUUUGCCAUCUGCUUCCGUUUCAGAGAAAAAUGCCUUCGGAAAUUAGUCAGAGACGAAAGCUGUUGCGAAAACUUUGUUCACGAUCAAACUGUAGCUAAUUGAUUUUUGACUUCCCCUUACCAAACGAGAAAAUCAAUAUCGAGCUUGCGGGCCGACAGAGAAAAAGAAAGAAGACUAAUAGCUUUUUUUUCCUUUCUACGCCCUCCCUUUUUUUCGUUUUCUCUUCCAAUCGAUUGGAAGAGUUGUCUCAACCCGCCUCACUGAAUUACAAUAGUGUGCCUAUCCAAACGCUGAAAGCGUCAUUGAAAAUCACACGCGACAAAUGGCAAUUCGGUGAAAAUCUCAUUAAACGGCAAUCAUAGGGCGCAGAAACAAUAAAAUAAUCGUUCGCGCAAUAAAAGCCCAGUCGAAGAAAUGAAUUUUACAGCAACGGUUCUUUAUUUCUCCGUCAAUGCAAGCAACACAAACAAUGCGACCGAGCAGUAGCAAACUCCCACACUAGCAGCAAAAUGGCAAUACGCAAAAAUUCCUACGUACACAAUAAUUGUUUCGUCUCUAUCUUCUUGUUUUCCUAUCCCUAUUAGGUGACAAAAGAGAGACAGAGAAUAGGUUAGAAAAAGACAAAAGCAGUUGACGUUUCGCUAUUUUUCUCAUUAACCUCGCGCCUCUACAUUUAUUUGAAAAAGUACAUAUACGUCGCAAUUCCUUUUGUAUCGUACGUAAAGGUAAGCGACAGUUUGCUGAAGAAUAAAUGUAUAUAUAAAGCGGAGAGUAAUUUCCCUAUACAUCGCACGCACAAAGCUGAGCGCGAAAAGGAAACAUACUGUUUAGCGCGCCCAGAAGAAAUUAGCGAAACAACGGCGAUACGAUCACGCAUACGCACGCACACAUUGAGCGCGCCCUCUAUAAAAAACCAAACUUACGUAUGAAUUGUUAUUGUGGAGAUUGGUUUUUGUUGAAUAGUUGUGUAAGGUCUUUUUGUAAUAUUACCAUUUAAAAGGUUUAUUAAUCGCCGUGUGCGUAUAUAAUACAUCGCUGCAUAUAUAAAGAACAAAAGCCAGAAAGAUUAUGCAUAUAAAAGAUACGAAAAAAGAGAGAAAUAAUUAGACACGCCGCGAUGAUGAGGACCGGUAGGCGAGAGAUGAUACGUUUUUGCAGGUGAAUGCAUAUGACAGUUAUACACUAGUUCGUUUAAUUUUCAACAAAAAUUGAACGACCCGUCCGUGUGAAAAUUAAAAAAAACGAUAUGCUCAGGGCUAUGUAGCACGCAGAUUAAUCUCGCAUAGUGGUAACAAAACCAACGUAUUCAACGUUCAGUAAAAAAGUGUACACACAAAUACGAGGGUUAUCAUUCGGUAGUGGCGCAAAUAAAAGUAUAUAUGUGUCCACGCGUGUGCCAGUGUCGAUGUAAUAAUAAUCAUGACUUUAUGUUAUUUUUAAUAGAAACCCGUGGUAUUCCCAGAGUAAUACAAAAUAGACAUCAGAUAGAUAACUUAUUGGACAUUACUGUCAAAAACAGGCGUAUAACAAGUAAUAAAAAAGAAAAAAAAUAGAAUUGAAAAAAUCACGAAAAAUAAGUAAUAUAGUUCUAGUUUUUAUGUGCAGACAGCUUUCACGAAGCUAUAUAGUCGCGUUAUUCACUUUAUUUAAUCUCAUGGCGGCUUUUUAUCUUGCGCCACAAAAUAUUGUAUUCCAUCCUGUUUUUAGCGUUGAAAUAAUGUACGCCGGAUAUGAAAUAAUGUAAAAGAAAAAGUCGAUGAUGAGUGUCGUUUCAGUCGUUCAGUGUUAUAUUCAUCAAGACAAUGGCAUAUGUAAAUAAAAAAGGAUGAACACAUUACGCUUUCUUAAUUUCAAAAAAGAAAGCUUGUUACACGCAAUCAACAUCAUUGUUCCAUCGGUUAAAUAGCAACAUAAUGAUUACCAUAUCAAGAAUAUAUUCAUAUGACACCAAUUAAUAAAAGAAGAAAGAAUAAAUAAAAAUAAUUAUUAUAAAAAAGUAUAUUAUACAACAACAUAAAAAUUAUAAGUCGUUGUUGUAAUCUCGUUUUUACUUGAAAAUUAUAUAGUGAUAAUUAUCGACAUGUAAUAACCAUUUGCAUAAAACUUGUAGCAUGCAUUUUUUAAAAGUGACUUACAUAUCUCGCAUGACUUUUACUCAAUUAAAUACGUAAAUGAUGAUAUAGAAAUGUUAUUUUAAAAGUAACAAGUAUUGUAGAAUUUAAAAAUUGUAGUAGAAAACUUAAGAAAACAUUGGUAUGCUGGGAGAAAUGAGAAUGAAGUUGGAUCUUAUGAAAUAAUUCUAAUAUACAUUUACAGUUGUAGAAGUCAACCGAGUUAGAGAUUAUUUUUUGGUGAGAUAAUUUCAAUGAUUCAGUACUUUUUUUAUGAUAUCAAUAGUUUUUUUAUCGUAGUCAAUAAAAUAAUACUUUAUACAUCUCUGACACUAAAAUGUCAAGGAAAUUAAGUAAAAAACAUCGAUUAAUUCAAUAAAUAUGCAUAUGACUUACAACGAUAUUUAUUGUUUCCAAUCGAAAUCAUAUCUAGAUGUGAUAACUUAAUAAUUUAAUGGCUUUAAGACUCAAAGUAACAGCUCGAGAUUAUUAGUGCGACUUUGAGUAAUCUUCUAAUUUUUCGGGGCCAAUUGAAGAUGUUGCGGAGAAUAUGUCAAAAACUAAAGAGCACGCACAAAUUAUAUAGUUGCACGUCAAUAAAUCUUUCAACCUAAGACAUUCGGAUACGUUACUUUAACACUUUUAGUUCAUUCUUUUCAGUUACAGACAAAAAAUAACAACACGUGCAACGUAAGAAAUUUCUUUGGAUUACAUUUUAAUAUUCUACUAUCUUUUUUACUUACAUUAUAUAUCUCAAGAAAAAAGGAAUCUUUGAAAUAGCUAUGUAACUAUCAUGUGUAGUAAUUACAUAUAAGUAUACUCUCUAAAUAAUUAUAUCAAGUCUUUCACAACUAUAGCGAAUCGUUAAGUACAACAAAUUAUUCUGUGAAUAAUUUUACGUCUUUAUAUUAUUCAAUUUCCGACGAUAGCAUAUGUAAGACCCUUUAUUCUUUCGCAUAUAUGUCCAAAAACUAUCUGUUUGAACUUCGACAUAUUAUAUCAAGCUCAUAGAUUCUUCCUUACAGAAUGAUUUUAAUGAAUUAUCGAAUAAUUUAAGAAUUUAGAAGAUAUAGAAACAAUCUGAGACUAUCUACAAAUAUUUAAACAUUAUAAUAAAUAAAUCUAUAUAAAUCAUAUUUCUUGAGCUGGUACAAUGAAAAUAAUUCAUUAUAUGGUAUACAUAUACGAUGCGUUGAUAUAAUUUUUAAUUUCUUACUAUGGUGGAAAUAUAACUUUGAUUUUAUUAUAUCCAUAUUAAUUGGUCAAUUAUAAAAACGUAUUAUAAAUUUAACUAUAUCUAUUUUUUCAAUCAUGCCAAUUUCAUAUUAAUAACGUAAAUCAAUUUUUUUUCAUCAUUCGCAUUUAUAUGUAUUAAUAUAUUCAAAAAUAUAUUAUAUAAUAAUACGUUUCUAAGAUGAAUAAUCUAUUUAAAUUACUUAAUAAUUUGAAAUGAAUCAUUCAAUUUUUAGAUUUAAUUAUUCUUCGAAUAAUA